This is a messenger RNA of Octodon degus (degu), 545 nucleotides long. It is a transcript of the gene Timm8b, whose product is annotated as translocase of inner mitochondrial membrane 8 homolog B. NCBI's taxonomy places the organism in Eukaryota, Metazoa, Chordata, Mammalia, Rodentia, Octodontidae. The transcript has 2 exons. Bases 43 to 294 code for a protein of 83 amino acids. The record is from RefSeq and is a predicted model, not a curated record.
CAUGCGCAUAGCGCUCUCCCUAACUUUUACGUCUUCCGGACAAUGGCGGAGCUUGGCGAGGCAAACGAAGCGGAGCUGCAGCGCUUGGUGGCGGCCGAACAACAGAAGGCGCAGUUCACUGCACAGGUGCAUCACUUCAUGGAGCUAUGUUGGGAUAAAUGUGUGGAGAAGCCAGGCAAUCGCCUAGACUCUCGCACUGAAAAUUGCCUCUCUAGCUGUGUGGACCGCUUCAUUGACACUACUCUUGCCAUCACCAGUCGGUUUGCCCAGAUUGUACAGAAAGGAGGACAGUAGACCAAUGCCUGGGACAGUAACAGAAGCAACAAAGGACUACUAUAAAGCAGAUUCAAGGUCCACUGGGGGAAGAAUCGUCAAUCCAUUGUCAGGUUAGCAUCAGCCUGUAGGUGCUAAAAAGCAACAGAACAAAUGUACAAAACAUUUAUUUAUUUGGAAUUCAUAAAUUCCAGGCUGUAACACACCAGUUAUUCAAUAAAUGUGAAUUUUCCAACUCUUACUUUUAAAUCCCAUUUUAGGAUUCAAUUAGA